Messenger RNA from Syngnathoides biaculeatus (alligator pipefish), 3889 nucleotides. RefSeq names its product protocadherin 11 (gene pcdh11). Gene Ontology annotation, molecular function: calcium ion binding. The transcript has 7 exons. Gene Ontology annotation, biological process: homophilic cell-cell adhesion. The record is from RefSeq and is a predicted model, not a curated record. NCBI's taxonomy places the organism in Eukaryota, Metazoa, Chordata, Actinopteri, Syngnathiformes, Syngnathidae. Gene Ontology annotation, cellular component: plasma membrane. The coding region runs from base 76 to 3879 and encodes 1267 amino acids.
CCCCCCCCUCUCUCAGAGCAGUCAAGCGAAUAAAGGAUUGCUUCUGUGGAAGUGAAGCUCCAUCCACUCUUGAGUAUGAACUUAGCAAGUCAGACUUAUUUGCUGGUGGUCUUUCUCACCUCCACGGUCUUCAUAUGCCAGGCCCAGGAGAGAGACUACACAGUAAAGGAGGAGCAGCCAGAGAAUGUACGCAUUGGGAACUUGCGAAGAGAUCUCGACCUCAAUCUAGACCCCAACAUCCGGCUGUCCUCACCCCUGCAAUUCAAGCCUGUGUACAAGACAGGUGACGUGCCUUUGGUGAGGGUGGAGGCCAACACAGGGGAGAUCUUUACUACCAAUCACCGAAUCGACAGAGAGAAGCUAUGCUCGGGGGUUUUUGCAGAAAAACGCUGCUAUUAUGAAAUUGAGGUGGCUGUGUUGCCUGAUGAGAUCUUCCGACUGGUCAAGAUCCGUUUCCUGAUUGAGGACGUCAACGACAACGCGCCCCUUUUCCAAUCCACGGUCAUAAAUAUCUCCAUCCCAGAGAACACAGCCAUCAACACCCGAUACCCAGUGCCCUCUGCGUUUGACCCUGAUGUCGGGAUCAAUGGGAUCCAACAUUAUGAGUUGGUCAAGAGUGUCGGAGAAUUUGGCUUAGACAUCAUUGAGACACCUGAGGGUGACAAGUGGCCACAGUUGAUCGUUCAGCAGAACCUAGACCGUGAGCAGAAGGACACCUUUGUCAUGAAGAUAAAGGUAGAAGAUGGUGGUAAACCUCCCAAGUCCAGCACUGCUAUUCUCCAAGUCACCAUUUCUGACGUCAAUGACAAUCGUCCUGUCUUCAAGGAUAGCGAAAUGGAGGUCAUGGUACCAGAAAAUGCCCCCACAGGAACUUCAGUUGUUCAGCUUCAUGCAACGGAUGCAGAUCAAGGGUCCAAUGCCCAAAUACACUUCACCUUUAGUAAUCAGAUCUCUGCCUCUACCAAACGGCACUUUGGCAUUGAUAGCACGACUGGAUUGAUCUCCGUGAAGCAAUCACUGGACAGGGAGUUGACUCCUGUUCACAAACUUAUUGUUCUGGCCAGUGAUGGCAGCUCAACACCCUCAAGGGCCACAGUGACUAUCAAUGUUACAGAUGUUAAUGACAAUGUUCCCUCCAUUGACACACGUUACAUCAUCAAUUUGGUGAAUGGGACUGUGCUGCUGUCUGAGAAUGCCCCCCUCAACACCAAAAUAGCUCUCAUCACUGUUACAGACAGAGAUGCAGAUCUCUAUGGAAAAGUCACUUGCUAUACUGACCAUGAUGUUCCAUUUCGUCUGAAACCUGUCUUUAAUGAUCAGUUUUUGCUUGAGACAGCUGCUCCCCUGGAUUAUGAGACAACUCGAGAAUAUGCAAUUAGGAUAGUGGCCUCGGAUAGGGGGACACCUCCUUUGAACACCUCAGCUAUGGUUUUAAUUAAAAUCAAAGAUGAAAACGACAAUGUGCCCCUCUUCCCCCAGCCAGAAAUUCAACUUUCCAUACCAGAGAAUAAUGACCCGUCCUCACAGUUAAUAAAAAUCAGUGCCACUGAUGCAGACAGUGGACAUAAUGCUGAGAUUAUUUAUACCCUUGGCCCCGAUGCACCCGAUGGGUUUAAUAUAGACAGACAGUCGGGAAUACUUUCUGUUGGCAAACGACUGGACAGAGAGAAGCAGGAGAGGUAUUCAUUCACUGUCAUAGGCCGGGACAAUGGUUCAUCAUCGCUGCAAAGCAAUGUCACUGUCAGGCUAAUCGUUCAGGACCUUAAUGACAACAGUCCAGCUUUCACACACCCUGAAUACAACUUCUAUGUUCCGGAAAACCUUCCUCUAUUUGGAACUGUGGGCUUAAUUACCGUGACAGAUGCCGAUGCAGGAGAUAACGCUGUUGUGACUCUGUCUAUUUUGAACGGGAAAGAUCAUUUUAUAAUUGACCCUCAAACAGGCGUAAUCAAGCCCAAUAUCACCUUUGAUCGGGAACAGCAGAGCUCUUAUACAUUUAUGGUCAAGGCAGUGGAUGGAGGACAACCUCCAAGCUCUUCCUACGCGAAGGUCACCAUAAAUGUGGUUGAUAUAAAUGACAAUCGCCCUGUGUUUGUUGUUCCUGCUUCCAAUUACUCAUAUGACCUAGUGCGGACCACCACCACCCCUGGUGAUGUUGUUACAAGAGUGUUUGCCAUUGACAAUGACACAGGUAUGAAUGCUGAGCUCCAGUAUAGCAUUACCAGCAGCAUCAUCAUCACAUCUCGCGUCUCCCCUCGCGGCCUAUUCUCCAUCGACAAAACAACGGGCAACAUAACACUGCAGGAGAAAAUUGUGGCAGCGGAUCAAGGGCUGCAUAGGCUGGUUGUCAAAGUCAAAGAUCUCGGGCAGCCCGAAUCCUUACAAGCUAUUGCACUCAUUCAUUUAUUUGUCAAUGAAACUGUUUCAAAUGCCACUUUUAUCCAAGAACAGCUACGGAAAAGCAUGGAGACGCCACUGGACCGAAACAUUGGGGACAGUGAGGUAACAACACAGGCUAACGGAUAUGUGAUUGUUGUAAUAGCUAUCAUAGCUGGGACCAUGACAGUCAUCUUGGUGAUAUUUGUGACGGCCUUGGUGCGCUGCCGACAAACACCCAGACACAAAGUGGUACAGAAGGGGAAGCAGAGUGGUGAGUGGGUGUCACCUAAUCAAGAGAACCGUCAAAUCAAAAAGAAGAAGAAGAGAAAGAAGCGAUCCCCUAAAAGCCUCCUCCUGAACUUUGUGACCAUAGAUGAAUCUAAGCCUGAUGACCCUACUCAUGAGCAUGUUAAUGGUACGCUGGAUCUCCCCGUGGAGCUAGAGGAACAAACAAUGGGGAAGUACAACUGGGCAACCACACCCACCACCUUCAAACCUGACAGCCCGGACUUAGCCAAGCAUUACAAAUCUGCAUCCCCUCAGCCUACAUUUCAAAUCAAACCAGAGACUCCGGUGGCCCCAAAGAAGCAUCAUGUGAUCCAGGAGCUUCCUUUGGACAACACAUUUGUGGUGGGCUGUGACACUCUCUCCAAGUGCUCAUCGACAAGCUCCGACCCAUACAGUGUCUCUGAGUGCGGCUGUCAGGGGGGAUUCAAGACUCCAGGGCAAAUCACCACCCGACAGAAUGGGAUCCAGACGCCAGAAAAGUCUUUUAACUCACCACCUCCCACUUGUCCCCAUAAGGAGGCCUGUCAACUUGGGAAGAUAACAUCUGUGAAUACUCAGCGCCGAGUGACUUUCCAUCUACCAGAUGGUUCCCAGGAAAGCUGCAGUGACAGUGGCCUGGGUGAUCCAGAACCAAGUAGCACAGCCAGUACCUCCCAGGCUCUUCCGCUGACCUUCCCCCAUGAAGAGUACUACGAGCAAACAUCACCUAACAGUCGCACGGAGGGAGAUGGAAACUCAGAUCCCGAAUCAACCAUUGAGGUGAACCUCCAGAAAGCUUUAGCUGAGGCAUCUGAGACCUGUACCCAAGAGUGUCUGAUACUAGGCCACUCCGACACCUGCUGGAUGCCACCAACCCUUACCCAAUUUCAGAGUACGGCCAGCGGAAGCCCCGCCUCCACCCCUACCUCUGCUGCAAUUUCCGGCACACUCCCCUCCUUUGGAUUCCAGCAGAGCUGUGCCCGUGGAGUCAAGGUUAACAUGGGCAGCCUGGGUACUAUGGAUGGCCGGCACACGCUGGGAAGGUCUGUACCUAAAAAAGAUGAGCUGGACAUAGGGCUUCCCCGGCUGCAGUUCUACAACACUUUGGAUAGACACUGCAGUAAGAAAGAGGACAGCGUCAAAGUCAUCCCCCUGGCGAGCUUCUCAUCUCCUGGAAAGCAGACAGCGACGGGUGGGGGUAGCAGCGCCUUCCUACAUGAGCACCAGCUGUAAGACCAUCCUG